AUGACUGGAGAGGUCAUCAGUCUGCCCGAUCUUGACGCCUCGCUAGUCAAGAUCACAAACAGCGCCACUCCGAAGACCCCCUUGCCGCCCUCGAAACUCGUCUUUGGCAAGACGUUCACGGAUCACAUGUUGACGGUGGAUUGGAACAGUAAUACCGGCUGGGCGGAACCCAAGAUCGAGACUUACGGACCUCUCAGUUUGGACCCUUCUUCCGUCGUGUUCCACUAUGCCUUUUGUCUUUUCGAAGGGAUGAAGGCUUAUCGAUGCGAAGAUGGGACUAUCCGGCUCUUCCGACCGGAUAUGAACAUGCACCGGAUGAACAGGACCGCCGCCAGGAUCGCACUGCCCACCUUUGACGGUGAACAACUGACCGAGCUUAUCAAAAAGCUCGUCCUCCUCGAUUCCCGUUGGAUCCCUGGCGAGCCCGGAUACUCGCUGUAUAUCCGUCCUACCUUGAUCGGAACACAGAGCGCUCUAGGGGUGCACCCUAGUUCGGACGCCAAGCUGUUCGUCAUUUGUUCGCCCGUCGGGCCUUACUAUGCUACCGGUUUCAAGCCCGUCUCGUUGCAAGCUACGACCAAGUAUGUACGAGCGUCGCGAGGUGGUACUGGAUCAUACAAGCUUGGAGCCAACUACUCGCCAGGCGUCAUGCCCCAGCUUGAAGCCGCCAAGCAGGGUUACGCUCAGAACUUGUGGUUGCACGGACCUGAACACUACUUGACCGAGGUCGGAACGAUGAACCUUUUUGUCGUCAUCGAGAACGAAAAGGGCCAGACCGAGCUCAUCACCCCGCCCCUCGAGGAUUUGAUCUUGCCCGGUGUGACAAGAGACAGCGUUCUGACCAUCUGCCGUGAACACGCCGCCGGCCAGGUCCAGGUCGAGGGUCUCCCUUCGUCCGACUUUGUCGUCUCGGAGAAGCACAUGACCAUGCCCCAGUUGGUCGAAUACCAGAAGCAAGGCAAGCUUAAGGAGGUGUUUGGAAGCGGUACCGCUGCCAUUGUCAGCGCCGUCAACAACAUCGGCUACGAGGGCACCGAUAUCCCCGUACCCGUAGGACCUUCCGGCUUGGGCAACAUCGCUCAGGCCGUCCUUGACCGAAUCCAGGCCAUUCAGACCGGCAAGAUCGAUCACCCCUGGAGUGUGAUCGCCGGCAAAGCCACCAACUAG
Filobasidium floriforme is the source of this 1167-nucleotide messenger RNA. Its product is annotated as aminotransferase. Gene Ontology annotation, biological process: L-leucine biosynthetic process; L-valine biosynthetic process. Gene Ontology annotation, cellular component: mitochondrion. Gene Ontology annotation, molecular function: branched-chain-amino-acid:2-oxoglutarate transaminase activity. Bases 1 to 1167 code for a protein of 388 amino acids. NCBI's taxonomy places the organism in Eukaryota, Fungi, Basidiomycota, Tremellomycetes, Filobasidiales, Filobasidiaceae. The record is from RefSeq and is a predicted model, not a curated record. The transcript is spliced from 12 exons.